Myxocyprinus asiaticus (Chinese sucker) is the source of this 1704-nucleotide messenger RNA. RefSeq names its product GTP cyclohydrolase I feedback regulator (gene gchfr). The record is from RefSeq and is a predicted model, not a curated record. Gene Ontology annotation, molecular function: GTP cyclohydrolase binding. The coding region runs from base 133 to 402 and encodes 89 amino acids. Gene Ontology annotation, biological process: negative regulation of biosynthetic process. The transcript is spliced from 3 exons. Gene Ontology annotation, cellular component: nucleus; cytoplasm. Lineage: Eukaryota; Metazoa; Chordata; Actinopteri; Cypriniformes; Catostomidae.
GGUUCCACUGUGAGCGCGCAUACGGAAGGAGCGCAACGCUCGGACAGACGCGACGCAUCUGAGACCCUCUGCGAUAUCACGCUGGACUGUUGCUGCUCUAUUUGACGGUCAACGUGCAGACGCGACGCGAGGAUGCCGUAUAUCCUGAUCAGCACACAGAUACGACUGGAGACGGGACCCACCAUGGUCGGAGACGUGUAUUCCGAUCCAUCGUUGAUGAACUACCUCGGAGCCCGGGAAACCACCAUGCUGGGAAACAACUUUUCAGAGUACCAUGUGGAUGAACCUCCGAGACUGGUCUUGGAUAAACUCGAGAAGAUCGGCUAUAGAGUUGUCACUAUGACGGGUGUCGGACAGACGCUGGUUUGGUGCCUUCAUAAAGACACCAGUAACACUUUGUGACUCUAAUGUCUCUGUAUAUUCCAGGUAAACAUGGUGAAUGAGUUAAAAGGUGCAGUAAUUGCACACCUUGAGCACUUUGUAGACAAUAUAUCGGUUUAACCGAUUAAUCGGUGCCGAUAGUUGCUUUUUGGAACAAUCGGUUAUCGGCAAAAAUCUAUGCUGAUAGUUGCAUAGAUGCUGAUUAUUUUCUUUUUUUCAUAAUUCUCUGUGGCCGGCUUGAUUGUACAGUAUAACGGCGGCCUCUAUAGGUAAAAUAAAAACAAUCAUAUAGAGAUUUGCAUAAUAAUAAUCAUUUUUUGAAUAGUAAUACACCUUAAUACUCAUCAAACCUAAAUCUGGUGAAAUAUGUAUAUACAAAAAAAACCUUCAUCUGGUGAAUAUACUGUAGACUAUAAAAGACUUAAUUUGGUAAAUACUUAAAUAUAGAGCAUUGUAACAGAGCUUAGACUGCGUCAUUUCAAAAUAAGAGUCCCUGGUGGGUUUCGGGCUUGUUUAUAGUUAAAAGUCCCACAUUAUGCACAAAACAUUCUUUUUUUUUCUUUUUCUGAUUAUUAUUGGGAUUUUUGGUUGACUAAUAUUUAUUUUGGAUUCUUUGAGCCUCUAUAUAUUUUUUACUAUCGGCCGAUUAAUCGGUUAUCGGCCUUUUCCACCACCUUAGUCAUCGGUAUCUGCAACAUCCACUAUCGGUCGACCUCUUCUCAUAAUAGUGAAUAUGUUUGAUGAAAUUACAGCAGCCUAUAAACGUCUCACAAAAUAUAUUUGAAAUGUGUUUCUCGAAAAUAUGAAAUUAUUAUCAGUUAUAUACAAUCACUUGCUUAAAAAAGGGACCAGAAAUGUAAGCAACAAUUUGUGGGGUUAAUUAUUCUUUUAUAUGAUGAAUUUAUUUAAUUUUUUUAGAUACUCUGCAUACAUGCUUAUAUGUCAAGAAAGUCAGAUUUAUUUUGUGAUUUUAGACACAAUGUAAAAUGAGUUCAUUCAGUCUAAUUAUAUAGAUUGGGGGUACAUCAUUAAUAUUCUAAUAUGUUCAAAAAGUGCAAAGUACAUUAUUAAAUCUAUAGAAUCUCUCUAUAUAUCUCUAUAGACAAAGACAACUCUUUGCAAUUAAAUAUUCACCUAUUUUAGGUUGAGUUUAAAUUAGUUUGAUCAUACAAUUUAAAGCUUUGAUUCGUUAUGCAUUUUUGUUGCAGCAUAUGUACAUAAUUUCAUCUGUAUUGUACGGAUGAGAAUCUUGUCAUUUUAAUAUUGUGUCUGUAUGCUUGUUUGGCGAUCUGCAAUAAAAAAAUACAAAUAGCUGGAUUAAAA